AUGGGAUGGUGUAAGUGGGAGGAUGGUUGGGGGUUGGGGUUUGGGGUGGAAGAGGGGUUGGGGGGGGGGGGGGGGGGUGGGGGGGGGGGUUGGGGGGGUUUGGGGGGGGGGGAGAGAUUAGGGUUUGUGGUGGUGAAAGGAGAGGGAUAUGGUGGGGGGUGGUUUGGUGGUGGAGUGGGGAUUGGUGGUGUAUGGGGGUGGAUUAUAGGGGAUGUAUAUGGGGGUUGGGGGGGGGGGGGGGGAGGGGGGGAAGGGUGGUGUGGGGAGGGGGGGGGGAAGGUGGUUUUAGGAGGUAGGGGAUUUUUGUUAGGAUGGAGAGGGGGUAGUGAGGGGUUGGGGGGGGUUAGGGGGGGUGGUAUGGGUGGGUUAAUGGUUUUAGGGGAUUGA
Messenger RNA from Knipowitschia caucasica, 387 nucleotides. The record is from the annotation of a GenBank genome assembly. Lineage: Eukaryota; Metazoa; Chordata; Actinopteri; Gobiiformes; Gobiidae.